CCGUUUUGAAGUGAUCGACGCGGGAUUAAUAUUCAAUUUUUUAUUUCAUUUACGUGGGUUCUACUUUAUUUGUCCAGGAUGUCGCAUCUAAUGCCACGGCGAACCAGCGAGUUCCGAGGCGAUGUGCUGGAAGAGCGAUGCACCGCCGAAAGGCGGCAGACCAGGGCGAGUAAGCGCAGCACAGCCAUGCAUACUCCGUUGUCCACGCAGGCGAUCUCCCGAAGACCCUCGGCGACGCGUCUGCUGCAGCCGUUGAACUUGGAGCGGGAUCGGACGGGUCAAAUGGGUGUGACGCCCAAACGAGGCCACCGACUUGUGCCCUCCACAGCGGAACGAGCUGUUCCCCUGCACACCGAUAAGAAGUGGGUAGCGGAGCGGUCGCAUCAGAUACUGGAGUACCUACAUGCCGUUCAGGACAGCGAGGCGCCCACAGGAUUCACCUCGGACCUCUUUAGUCGGCCUGGCGGGCUACGGCACAUGACCAUCAAGCAGUUCGUGGCCAUCCUUAACUUUCUGUUCCACCACAUCUGGCGUAAUCGCUUGACAGUGGGCCAGAACCAUGUCGAGGACAUCACCAGUGCCAUGCAGAAGCUCCAAUAUCCUUAUCAGGUUAACAAAUCUUGGCUUGUGUCGCCGACCACGCAGCACUCCUUUGGCCACGUGAUUGUCCUGCUGGACUUUCUCAUGGACUUUGCGCCGCCAAUGCCCUCCACUGAUGAACCGGAAGAAGAGUUUCCGUUCAUGGAGACAACGGAGCAGCCCAGCUCGUAUCUGAACAGCAUGCACUGCGAAUCAACGGCCGGUAUCUCCAUCACCCAGGUGCAGGCCAUCCAGCUGGAUGAGGAGGUCAACGCUCUGCUUUUCGUCGAGGCCAGCAGCUGCAUUGUCCUGUGGGAUCAGGAGCUCACCGAGGAGGAGGCCAAACUGCAAGCGGAAACCAGAGAUCAAGUGAUUAGUAAGAAAUGCGAUUUGCCGGACCACCAAGCGCUGGACCAAGUGAUCGAGGAUCUUAGAGUCAAGCUGCAGCAACUCAACGAUAAGCUUCAGCAACCCAGCGAUGGCAAUAAGCUGGAUAAACUAGAGCAUCUUUACAAGGAGAAGGAGCAGCUCGCGCAACAGCUGGCUGACAGUCAGGAGGAGCUGAACCAGCAGCUGAACCACUUUGACCAGCUGUCCGCCCAGGCCGAUGAAAAGCAGGCUAAUCUCCGCCAGCAAAUUAAGUACGAGCAGCGCCUGGAGCAGGCGGUUAACAGCCAGAAGUACUCUGCUCAACAACUGAAUGCGCUGCAAAUAGGGAGCAACGAUAUCGAAAACUACUCCAAGGCCUAUGAGCGCCAGGUGAAGCAGAUGUCCGACCUGGAGCUGCACCAGCAGGUCAUGCUGUCGCGGGCUAAGCAAAAGCAGUUGGACUGCGUUGAGGCCUUUAACACGCAUGCCCGCUACCUUGGCGUGGACUCGGUUAUAUGCUGCCUAAUGAAGGACGGCGUUGAUCAGCAGUUGGACCUUACGCUGCCGCUAAGUCCCAAGCAGGAGGAUAUCUCCAUACGGGUUCAGAGCCUGGAGGUGCUGCGUAAUCUUCUCCAGCAGCAGCGUCAACAGAAUUUCGAUCGGCGUCAGAUGCUGGAUCAGCAGGCGGACAAGAUAAAGUGCGACUCCAUCGGAUUGGAAGCGAAAGUUGCCGCCUUGGAGUCUCACCUACAAGCACAAAAACAUCGCCUGACCAAAAUGGAGGCGGGCUAUCGCAUCAAGUGCGAUACAAUGGUGCAGUUCCGUCAGCAGCUAAUAGAGGAUCAGUUGGAUCAGAUCACCCGUCUGGAGGAACUGGAGAAGCGGCAGCACGAGGCCCAGGAGAGGCUCCAGGCCAGCGAUCAGAAAAAUGAAAACCUACUCGCCGGCGCCGAGUUGUAUCAGGAGGAAGACCACAAAGCCCGCAACGCGCACCUUGACAAAUGCGAGCUGAAGCUUGCCGCAGCAGAGAAAGAGCUGCAAGCUCUGGACUUAAAGCUCACCGCGAGCAAGGCCAAACUGAAAGAGGCCGAGCAGAUGGUGUAUUCCACUCAGCUGCCCUCCUUUGAGCCAGUGCUACUCGCCAUCAAAAGACGCUGAUCCACUAGUCCUAAUCUUUUCUAUUCAUUAAUACGUUGAAAAGGAUUUAUCUAUUUUAUAAAUAUUUGUGUACUUUACGAAACAAAAGUAUCUUCGUCAGCUGUGGCUGUUGUUCUGCAUCGAAUUUUUAAUAGAAAACAAUUAUGUUGCUAAAAUAUGAUAGUAUUAAUAAAAUAUAUCUGAGCUCAUAAAGGUUAAAA
Molecule: messenger RNA, 2306 nt
Organism: Drosophila subpulchrella
Lineage: Eukaryota; Metazoa; Arthropoda; Insecta; Diptera; Drosophilidae
Product: unconventional myosin-XVIIIa-like
Exons: 4
Coding region: 79-2106 (675 amino acids)
Biological process (GO): attachment of mitotic spindle microtubules to kinetochore
Cellular component (GO): Ndc80 complex
Source: RefSeq, a predicted model, not a curated record